AUGUCGGAAGAAAAAAUAUUUAUUGAGAAAUUUGGCGAGAAGUAUUACUGUCUUCGACAAAGAAAAAACAUUCAGAGCCAAUCUCCCAAAAAGAAAACAGCUGAUUCUUCGAACGGCAUUAAUACAUCUGGAAAUUGCAGUAGAAAAAAGGAAACAUUAAAUAAUAAAAAAAUUGUGAGACCCCAUCAGUUGGAGGAUGAAGAAAAUGAACUUUACAAAUCUGUAGACAAAUUGGAGAACAUGGUGCAUUUUAAGGUGUCCAAAAUUAAACAAUUCAAGCCACCCGCUGACAAAAAAGCAUAUUUCGAAACAAGAUUACAGGAAUUUAUAAGAAUUAAUAAAUUAGCCAUGGGUAUCUUAGACGAAAUACAAUAUUCGACCGAUGUGGUAUAUGAUUUAAAAAUGGUAAAAAUAAUAUUUAACCAUAAUCUCACACAACUUCAGUGCAUUGAGGAUGAACAAAAAUAUUUAUUGCAAAGGGCGAAGAAGAGAAAAUUCAGUCGUAUGAACAGAUUUUUAAGAUUAUUAAUAUGCCCUUGUUGUUCGUGA
Messenger RNA from Myzus persicae (green peach aphid), 549 nucleotides. RefSeq lists its product as uncharacterized. The record is from RefSeq and is a predicted model, not a curated record. The coding region runs from base 1 to 549 and encodes 182 amino acids. The transcript has 2 exons. Lineage: Eukaryota; Metazoa; Arthropoda; Insecta; Hemiptera; Aphididae.